UUUGAUUUCAGUCUCAAGCUGAGCACACAGAGCGUCAGAUUAAACAGCAGUUUGAGACGCUUCAUCAGUUUCUCAGAGAUGAAGAAGAAGCUACAAUCACUGCACUGAGAGAGGAAGAGGAGCAGAAGAAGAAGAUGAUGAAGGAGAAGCUGGAGGAGAUCAACACACACAUCUCAGCUCUUUCACACUCAAUCAGAGACAUGGAGGAGAUGAUGAACGCCAGUGACGUCUGCUUUCUGAAGAAGUUUCCAGUCUCGAUGGAAAGAGUCCAGAUCUCAUCACAGCCGGAUCCACAGACUCCUUCUGGAGCUCUGAUUCAUGUGCCACGAUACUUGGGAAACCUGCUCUUCAGAGUCUGGAAGAAGAUGCAGGACAUCGUCCAGAACACUCCUGUGAUUCUGGAUCCAAACACGGCUCAUCCAGAUCUCGUCGUGUCUGAUGAUCGGACCAGUGUGAAAUACAGCGGGAACAAACAACCUCUUCCUGAUAACCCAGAGAGGUUUGACAUCUAUGACUGUGUCCUGGCUUCAGAGGGGUUUAACUCGGGAACACACUGCUGGGACGUGGAGGUUAAAGAGAGCUCAUGCUGGAGUCUCGGAGUCACUACAGCAUCAAACCGGAGGAAGGGACGUGAUUUCUAUAACAAUGAUGUCUGGAGUGUGCGAUAUGGACAGUUUGAGCAGGAUCUUGAGCGUGUGAGAGUGUAUCUGGACUAUGACAGAGGAAUG
Molecule: messenger RNA, 728 nt
Organism: Carassius auratus (goldfish)
Lineage: Eukaryota; Metazoa; Chordata; Actinopteri; Cypriniformes; Cyprinidae
Product: zinc-binding protein A33-like
Exons: 4
Source: RefSeq, a predicted model, not a curated record